GAUUGUAUUAAAAAAUACAUUUGGUGUUUUGCAGUACUGAUUUUGAAGUUAAAUAUCACGUUCUAAUAAGUUAUAUGUAUAUAUACUCUUAACAACAGUAUAUAUCUAAGCUGUUUUCAGUAAUACUGCAAAAGUUUUUUAAUUUAAUAUUUUGUUCUUUCAUGGCCUCUGUUUCAUUUAGGAAAGUAACCGACAAUUUAUGAAACUGGGAAAGUCAUCAUGUCAAGUGUGUUACCAGGACUUGAAAUUCUUCAUCAUCAAGUGUCUUCCAGCUUAACAAGUAAAGAAGAUGCCUUAGUUUCUGUAAUUCACUGGAUGCUAAUUAGCGGUGGGAUGAAAUGUCUUGGUAUAGGAGAUGAGUGGCCAAGUGAUGAAGGAAGUGCAUCAGAACUGUUACCACCCAACUGGAACAGUAACCAAGAAGCAUACUUGCUGAGAUACAAGAACAAGUCUGGGGUGGGAUCUUUUUUGUUGAAGGUUGUUAAGGUUGGUCCUUCGAUUCUGGUAAAUGUUGUGGUAAGUUUGUUUAUUUCGCUAUCAAUCUGAAAAAUAUCUCAUAAU
This is a messenger RNA of Limulus polyphemus (Atlantic horseshoe crab), 561 nucleotides long. Its product is annotated as proteasome inhibitor PI31 subunit-like. The record is from RefSeq and is a predicted model, not a curated record. The coding region runs from base 220 to 546 and encodes 108 amino acids. Gene Ontology annotation, biological process: proteasome-mediated ubiquitin-dependent protein catabolic process. Gene Ontology annotation, molecular function: proteasome binding; endopeptidase inhibitor activity. NCBI's taxonomy places the organism in Eukaryota, Metazoa, Arthropoda, Merostomata, Xiphosura, Limulidae. The transcript is spliced from 2 exons.